CCUGCAGCCCUCGGAUUCUGAGCGAAAGCAGCAGCAGCAGUGGUAGACCAAUAACACGCAGAAUGCUUUCUUACCACACGAAAAAUUGUGUGUGUUCUUGUGGGGUAAGCUGUGACGGGGGGGAGGGGGGCGAUAGGCACGUAAAACCGAGAGCCAAUGAAUGAUUUCCCCGCUUUUUCGUUUCUUUUCUCGUGCAACAGUGUUGGUCGUUCGGGGCCGGGUAUUCAUUCGAACGAGUGAAGACAUUGGAAUCUACGUUGACAAUACAUAAGAGUGAGUGAUUGCAGUUCUACACAAUGAGCAGAUAGACGAAAGAGGACUGAGAAGGGGCCGGGCUAUGAUGACACAGCAAGUUUUUUUUUGCGUGGUUUGGGUGGUUGCCCCGAUGACACACUUGAAAAAUAGCUUGAUUUUUGUCAUCAUUGCGCUUGCAAGCCUGGUUUCGCGCCUUGGCGUGUAUUUGGAGGGAGGAUUGGAUCCCGAGGCCGUUUAGUUGGUUUUGUAUAGAAAGAGGGUACAGAUUUAAACGAAAAAAAACGUGAGUUGAGUUCUCUGUGUGGGCGGAAGGAGUGAUGGUACGGGUUGAGCAGACGGGGGCCUGCGCGCACACGAUGUGUGUUUUUAUCGGCGACUUAUUUUUGCGUUUUGCUUUGCAUGCUUCGGCUUUCUUUGUUUUGCAUGUGGUGACAAGAGUACGCAGUACAUUGAGGACGAAAUAAUUCAGGCAACGAAGAUGUGUACAACGCACUGAUUGCUUCUCUCUCUUUUGUUUUGGGGAAGAAAAACGAAGGUCAGAUGAUGACUGUUUUCUUUCUUUUGCUCCCCCCGAGCGGGGCACCAAAAUGCUUGCUGCACGAAUCGCGCGGUGUUAGCUCUCCUCAUGGUAU
This is a messenger RNA of Ectocarpus siliculosus, 887 nucleotides long. NCBI's taxonomy places the organism in Eukaryota, Phaeophyceae, Ectocarpales, Ectocarpaceae. The record is from the annotation of a GenBank genome assembly.